Penicillium crustosum is the source of this 1107-nucleotide messenger RNA. RefSeq lists its product as uncharacterized. Bases 1 to 1107 code for a protein of 368 amino acids. The transcript is spliced from 3 exons. The record is from RefSeq and is a predicted model, not a curated record. NCBI's taxonomy places the organism in Eukaryota, Fungi, Ascomycota, Eurotiomycetes, Eurotiales, Aspergillaceae.
AUGCCUCCCAAGAGAAAAUCAACCGACUCCGCCGCUAGUGGCGCAAAGAAGCCCAAAGGCUCAACAACCAACCCUGAAGUAGACAUGGAAACCAAGCGCGCACUAGAUAAGCGAUGGGCCCCUGUUUCUGUAUCCCGUAACGCAGACUCGGAGUUCAGAUUGCAAACUCGCGACCCAGUCAAGGCUUAUGCUUAUGUUUGUCUGGGACGCGCGCCUUGGAACACGAGACAAAACGAUGAGUUCGAAGAUGAGUACGAGGAAGAUGAGGAGUCUAUAGAGCAGAAGAAGAAAGAAGAUGCGGAGGCGGAUAAUGCCACUACCCUCAAACCUGCUUCCGAGCAUCCAGGAGAGAAAUGGAUAUUCACGAACGCCGGCGUGGAGAAGUGGAUCACGCUGAAUCUGAGUACUACCGUGCGCAACCCGGAUAACUUUGAUAUGUAUAUCCACAAUGACUUCUUUGGAUAUGCCAUUAUGGAGCUGGUGGAGAACCUAUACGUGGAUUUUGAUGAGGCUGCUGGUGACUGGAAGAUGCAGUGGGCCAUCUGUGAAGCGACGGCGCUGUAUUUCCAAACGGAUGCUAUCAUGCCGAUGGUUGGCUGUGAAGACGGACCUACCGUGAAUUUGAUGUUUAUCGGCUUGGCCACAAUGUUCCUCAGUAUGCUUGCUACUCUGGAGCGAAAUGAUCUCUUCAAGCCGGACUCUGAAGUUAAGAACAUCGGGGCCAUUAUGGGUCUGUUCAUUCGCUUCAUGAUUGACGUCGAAUCAUCCGGUAUCACGUGGGAUCGCCAGUAUGCGGAUAUCGAGGCUUAUGCCGCUAAACACGAUAUCACAAUUCAUGGUUUGAACCACCCGCGCUACAAUAAGCCGCGUGGUGAGACGGCUGGGCUUCCCGAGGCUACGGCUAAUUCCGAUGAUCCCUGGGACUGGAAAAAGACAUUAGCAAAGCUGAAGAAGAACACCCGUGGGCGUAUGGGCGGUGAUUCGAAGGACAUCACGUCCUGGACUUCUGCGGAGCGCAAGAAGGUAUCUUUUGACAAGAAAGAUCCCAUUUCCCGGAGCAUGAUGACUCAGAUCAAGAAUGGUGGGAUCAUGCAGUUGGGUGGCUGA